AUGUUUCUGAGUGUCCUCCUUCUGACUGGAUUGCUUUGGUGUCUCUUCUUUUCCACUGGAGGAGGCACUUUGGAGGGCUCUUUGUUCCACCUCCAUCUGAUGCAGCUCAUUGUUCCACCCGCUGGGGUUGCUGCUGAGUCUGCCUCUGUUGUUGGAACUCCUGCCCUUCUUCCUUUUUUUUUGCCGGUUGCUGCUGCUGAUGAUUCUUUUCAGAGGCUUUUGGUUUUAACGGCCGCCUGCCGUUGCUCCCUUCUUCCAAAGCCACCUCUGCCUUGUUUUCCACCACCACCACCUCCGUUUAUUCCUGCAGACGUUGUUGCUGCUUGGGAUGUGAGGUUGUCCCUUGUCUUUCUUCCUCCACCUCCGUCCACUCCUUGCUGUCACCCGUCUUCUUUCCCCUUCUUGGCACCACACUAUUUUUCUACCGGUGCCUGCUUCUUCGUCCACAUCCUUGCCAAAUCUGUUCGCAAAGACUCUCAUAGUACUGUGGUCCUUUUACGAAAAAGUCCUGGUGCCGUUGAGGUGAGGAGGGAAAAAAGCAAGGGAAAUUUUUCUGGUCCCUUCCGCCAUAGCGGGAGGGUAUUCCCACCCCAAGAAACAGUUCAAGAAAUCAAGCAAUAA
Acanthosepion pharaonis is the source of this 621-nucleotide messenger RNA. The record is from the annotation of a GenBank genome assembly. NCBI's taxonomy places the organism in Eukaryota, Metazoa, Mollusca, Cephalopoda, Sepiida, Sepiidae.